Triticum dicoccoides is the source of this 904-nucleotide messenger RNA. RefSeq names its product CST complex subunit TEN1-like. The record is from RefSeq and is a predicted model, not a curated record. The transcript is spliced from 4 exons. Bases 294 to 671 code for a protein of 125 amino acids. Lineage: Eukaryota; Viridiplantae; Streptophyta; Magnoliopsida; Poales; Poaceae. Gene Ontology annotation, molecular function: protein binding; telomerase inhibitor activity; single-stranded DNA binding. Gene Ontology annotation, cellular component: CST complex. Gene Ontology annotation, biological process: negative regulation of telomere maintenance via telomerase.
CCCCUCGUCUCAUCUCCUCCCGUUUCCAUCCGCCGCCGUUGGCCGGAACCUCUCCCCCGCCGCCGUCCUUCCACCCAUCCUCCCCCAGGCGAUCUUCGCGUCUCCGACCCAAUCCCUCCCUCCCUCCCGCCCGCCAGUUUCCGUCCUCGUGCCUCGAGCGGCUGGACUGUUUGCGCGCAUCGGCGAGGCCGCCUCGCCGGCGACGCACGGUGGAGGAGCAGGAGGCAAUAUUUGGCAGGGCUGUGGAUUUCAUCAGGCAGCCCGUGCGCAUUAGUUCCCUGUGUGCUAGCUAGAUGGCAUCUUCCACUCUGAAACCAGGUGUGCCUGUCAGUCUGCAAGAGCUAGAGCCCUCCUCGGAGAUGUACAAGCAAGGGGCGUCCCUCCGGGUAACAGGAAUCCUUAAGUCAUACGAUAUGGACUCUGCGGUUGCUGUCAUUCGAGAUGGCAGUGCGACGCUGAAGAUCGACACCCAGCACCUGCGGGACAUCAGUUUCCGCAGCGGUUCUACGUUCCAGUUCAUCGGCGAGCUCCUGAUCCGGCCAAACGACGACGCGAUUCUGCAAGCACGUGUGGGCAGGAACGUUGAUGGUCUUGACCUGAACCUUUACCAGCAGUCUCUGAUCGUCCGACGGCGGCAUGAGGCCAGACUGCUGAGCUCCAGGAGCGCGUGAUCCAAAGCUGUGAACCAGGCUCGUGACCUCAGUUCAGUUCUACUGAAGUAUGGAGGACAUGAGAACAGAAUCACCUGACCCGUGAUGAUCCUGUGCUUCGGUUUGUUAGAUGGGUGCAAACCUACAGAGUAGUACUAGCACCUGAAUUUCCUGAAUACAGAUUAUUCCUCUAGGACCGCGUCAUUCUCAAGGCCUUUUAAGCUAUCACAAGUCCACAAACUCAUAUUGUUUGA